Messenger RNA from Actinia tenebrosa (Australian red waratah sea anemone), 1540 nucleotides. RefSeq names its product signal recognition particle 19 kDa protein. The record is from RefSeq and is a predicted model, not a curated record. Gene Ontology annotation, molecular function: 7S RNA binding. Lineage: Eukaryota; Metazoa; Cnidaria; Anthozoa; Actiniaria; Actiniidae. Gene Ontology annotation, biological process: SRP-dependent cotranslational protein targeting to membrane, signal sequence recognition; SRP-dependent cotranslational protein targeting to membrane. Gene Ontology annotation, cellular component: signal recognition particle, endoplasmic reticulum targeting.
ACAAAUAACAGAAAUUGGAAGAAAGAGCAGAAACCAUGGAAAGAGGACAGAAAUCAUAUAUGUUUGCCAUAGAGGUCAGCGGUAUGCCACCGUACAAAGGAAAGAAAAUCAAAAUGGCGGAUUUGAACCCUUACUUGAGUAGCGAUCCUUCGGCGAAAGACAGGUGGAUAGUUAUAUAUCCAGCGUAUUUAAACGGUAGGAAGACAGUAGUGCAAGGCCGACGUGUACCUAAAGUCAAGUCUGUAGAUAAUCCAACUGUCUAUGAGAUUCGUGAUGUCUGCCAAAGUCAAGGUCUGGAAGUUGGAGUUGAGGACAAGAUGUAUCCCAGAGAUAAUUCAAAAGAUGCUUUAUGUAAAGGAAGGGUCAGAGUCCAACUUAAGAACUCACAAAAUCUACCAAUAAAUGAAAAAUUUCAGAACAGAAAAGCUCUUUUGCUAUUUCUUGGUGAAAUGAUCCCCAAACUAAAAUCAAGACAGACUAAAUCAGGACAAUCUGAUGGUAACAGUCAACAACAAUCAGCUGCUGCCAAGAAAAAGAAAGGCAAAAAAGCUAAAGCCAAAUAAUAAUAAAAUAAUUUAUUUAAAACACCAGAGUUAUGUCAUGUACAGUAGUAAUACAUGCAACACUGUGAAACACAAAUUAUGCUUUUACUUUUAAGGUCAUAGCUGUUUUGUGUGGACAAAGAAAAUAAAUCCCUGUCAAGACAAAAAAGUUGAAUGAGUUCUUCAUUUCUUCUAUAUGCUUGGCCAAUUCUUGUUUCAUUUUCCUCAAUACUCCAGCUUUAAUUUCUGUUGCACAGGGUUGGUCUCCUUUUUGUGUCUAAUACCUCCCCCCCUAAAUAGCCCCAGUCCAAGAGCACUGAAAAAGAAUAAAUGACCCCCAGGGGGCUUAUUAGAGGAAAUACAGUAUUCAUGUGUUCCAGUGAAGGUCCAUGGAAUUUUCAAGUGUUUGUAUCUUGUUGAAGUCAUGCAUUCUUUACUUUACUGCAGUGUUCUUACCAGGCCGCGCCAUUGCGGGAUUCGCGCAUAAAAAUCAGAAAUGGCGCACAAAUGUCAACUCUAUGUGCCCCCAAGGGCGCAUGAAUUAUCCAAAGAAUACUUCCUGAUAGUUAUAAGAGAUUUAUAGUACUUUUGAAAUAAUAAAAGUCGAUAAACAAGGUGAAAGUCCACAUGAAACGGCAUGAAUCGGACAUAGCCGCCAUUUAGUAUCUCACUCGCCAAGAGGUCUGGGACUAGUCUGUGUUAACUGUUUAUUGAAGACUCAAGUAUGGCUGCCCAGCGAAAUUUUAUUUAAAACUGUCUUACAUUAUUGUAGAUUUGCAACAGUUACUGGCUAAAAACAUUAUUAUUCUUUGUUUUAAGAUUUUGGAAAUGGCAUAUCCAGUUUUCUAAAUGGCCCCUAAAUUUCGGAUUGGUGGGCCCUUUGACCCCCUGAAAGAAAUUCCUGGUCAGAACACUGUUACUGUAAUUUGGUAUUUGUAAAUACUUUGACACUUAAAUGAGGCUUACCCAGAGUAAAUAGUAAACCAUUUAUUUACAAA